AUGUCUCAAGGUGAGCUUUCCUUCAUUCUCGUACCGCGUUCUCUCUCUCCCUCUCCUAUUCCAUCCAAUAUCGAGAAACCAAACCCCUCUUCCUAUUCUCCAAUGACCUUUGCACAUCUUCCAAACGCAAUCACAGACUAUCCUCCGCAUCAGCAUCAACAUCAUUUCGUCCCUCCGCUGGUAAGCGAACGCUCAUGGAGCGUUGUCGAAUAUGAAGACAAUAACGAUCUGUAUUCAAGCAAUCGAAGAAGAAACAAUAGGGGUCUUGUCCCCCAACUAAAAGAGGAAAAGAGUUGGAGCAUCCUGGCUACAAACGAAGCCGAAGAAGGACAGAUUAGAGAUUAUGUGAAUGGCAUUGGAAGUCAUAGAUCAAAUCCACCACCCUAUUCUUAUACGCCGUCAUCCCAACAAGCAUCGCCCGCUUAUCUCUCAUUACACAGCUAUGCCCGGCACAACUCUUCAUUCGCUCCGUCGUCCGAUCAGUCUCCACCGCCGUAUUUCCAACGCAGCGAUACGGCGUCGACAGCACCAAUGCCCGAGCCUGAUUUCCCACCUAGUCUAAGUGCCAAAGCAUUCUUUGAAGAGACGUUCAAGUACGAAAGAAGACGGCCCGAGGAUUUUGUUGGUAGACCCGACGAUAGCAUAUGGACGAAUAAGAAGAUUGAGAAUGAGAUAGAAGGGGAUGAAAAUUGUACGCCGACGCAGAGUCAGAUAGUUGGAAAGAAAAGCCGUACGUGGAGUAUUGCCGCAGUCAUUGGUAUUCCGAUAUGUGCGGCUAUUCUCGGAUAUAUCUACUUGUACGCAAAAAUGGCCAAAUUCUAUUAA
Molecule: messenger RNA, 825 nt
Organism: Paraglomus occultum
Lineage: Eukaryota; Fungi; Glomeromycota; Glomeromycetes; Paraglomerales; Paraglomeraceae
Source: the annotation of a GenBank genome assembly